This is a messenger RNA of Erpetoichthys calabaricus (reedfish), 1494 nucleotides long. RefSeq names its product transmembrane protein 243-like. The record is from RefSeq and is a predicted model, not a curated record. The transcript has 5 exons. NCBI's taxonomy places the organism in Eukaryota, Metazoa, Chordata, Cladistia, Polypteriformes, Polypteridae. Bases 353 to 709 code for a protein of 118 amino acids.
CUCUUCCACCAGCAGAGGCUCACUUCCUCAGCUGUGACAUAGUUAGGCAUGCAAUGUUAACCAAAAACUGUCACUUACUGAUUAGGAGAAUCUCAAUGCACUGAUUGAAGGAGCUGCAACAUGUAGGAAUGUGUUUUGGUUGCUGACUCUGUAGGCUUCACACAGGAAAAUGAGUGGAAGAUAAGAACAACAACGUGUCUCCAAGAGGCCAGCAAUUUUUCUCUGACAAAUGCAGUUUACAUAAGCAAGUACUUUCUUCAAAAAUGUUCUUCAGACAUGCAAUCUUAGGAGCCUUUUUGCUGUGAUUCCAAGAAAGUCCCUUAUACAGGAGCUUCUCAAGAAUAACCUUAAAAUGGAGGAUUAUACAACCAGGACUUAUGGGACCAACGUGAUGGACAACAGACCAUUAUUUGGAGAAACAUCUGCUAGGGAUCGGAUCAUCAACUUAAUAGUUGGUGGGUUAACAUUAUUGCUAGUACUUGUAACAAUUAUUUGUGCUUUUGUCUUCCCCAAUUUACCUCCAAAACCUGUGAAUAUUUUCUUCGCUCUUUGUAUCAUCAUGACUUGUAUUUCCGCAGUUAUACUUAUAUUUUGGUAUCGCCAAGGGGACCUGGAGCCUAAAUUCCGGAAUUUAAUUUAUUACAUCCUUUUUACAAUUGUAAUGCUGUGUGUUUGUGCCAAUUUGUAUUUUCACGAUGUUGGAAAAUGACUGUAAUCACACUGCCUUACAAAUAACAGACUGGGAAGAAAACAAACAUGUGAAGGAACACUUAAAACUCUUAACUGCACACGUUAUGCAAGCACAAAGAUUGUUAUACUGAUGCAAAAGAAAUGUUGCCUAUGCUGUAUAUGCAUUGAGUUUAUUACAAACCUUGACUGUUUCUUACUCAUCCUAUACGAAGCUGGCCUUUUUAAUGAAAAGGGCUGUUCAUAAUUUAAAUGACAGUUAAUGGGUUCAAGUUCAGAAGUAACUGUGCAUGUACUGUAAACUCCUGCCUGUUUUUAUAUCCAAAAGUGGAAUAUUUGCCAUGUCAUAUUCACUAGAAAGACUAAGGGGUAGGACAAUGUAAGCAUGAAAAUUUAGCUACAGUAAAAGAAUUCCUCUUUCUGAUAAUCAUGACUUUGAAAUUGAAAUGGUUAAUUGCCCAUUUUCUGCUAAUAUAAAAGUAUUUUCUUACAGUGGUAGUUAUUCCGCAAAAUUAUCUUUGCAAAUUUUUAAUUUUAUUGUACAUUUUUCAGUUGUACAUAGCCAAUAUUGUUUUAAACAGUAUAAACUUUUUGUGAUGUAUUUAAAGAAAAAAAAAAGUAGCGUUUGGCCUUUGAGUUGACGGCCAGACAGUGCUACAAGCAUGUUUAUUUUUAAUACAGUUGCACUACGUGUACAUUCCAGAUUUGCCAACAGUUUCAGAAUGGCAUAUUAUUUUGCAUUUUUGGGAAAAAAUCUUUUAUUAUAGCACUUGUAAGAGGAAGUUUGAUUAAAAAAAUUAAAUAAGA